Molecule: messenger RNA, 1923 nt
Organism: Ramularia collo-cygni
Lineage: Eukaryota; Fungi; Ascomycota; Dothideomycetes; Mycosphaerellales; Mycosphaerellaceae
Product: related to ATP-dependent rRNA helicase SPB4
Exons: 2
Coding region: 1-1923 (640 amino acids)
Cellular component (GO): nucleolus
Molecular function (GO): ATP binding; nucleic acid binding
Source: RefSeq, a predicted model, not a curated record
AUGGAGUCUACCGAGAAGAAGCAACCGAAAUCUUUUGAGGCGCUGACUCCUGAGCUGUCGCAAUGGAUAUUGGAGUUCACGCAUAGUAUGGGUUUCGCCCGGACAACGCCGGUGCAAGCCAUGGCGAUUCCGCUUCUGAUGGGAAAUAAAGAUUUGGUUGUGGAAGCUGUUACUGGAAGCGGCAAGACCCUGAGCUUUUUAAUCCCAAUGGUUGAGCGAAUACUCAAAGCCGAAGAACCCAACAAGAAAGGACAUGUACGAUCAAUAGUAGUCGCACCCACAAAAGAACUGGCCACCCAAAUCUACGAUGUGCUGAUGGGUCUUCUGAACUUCCACCCGCCUUCGGCAUCUAUUCUGAAGCAGAUGGACAAGCCAGAGCCAGACAGCGAGGACGAAGAAAUGCGGGAUGCUGAUGAGCCAGAGGUCCUACCAGGUCCAUAUGUCAUUCCUCAGCUACUGGUAGGUGGGCGGGCGAAGUUGUCCGAGGACAUUGCGAGCUUCUCAAAGAUCAACCCCAACAUUGUGGUGGGAACACCGAAGCGGAUCGUUGAAGUGCUGCAGACCUCCAAAGUAAUGUUGAAGAGGCAUUACUUCGAUCUCCUUGUACUUGACGAGGCAGAUCGGUUACUGGACCCCAAUUUUCAACCCGACUUGCAGAAGAUUCUCGAAAUCGUGCCAAAGGAGCGCCGCACAGGAUUGUUCAGCGCGUCAGUCUCGGAAGCAGUGAAUGAGCUCGUUCGGGUUGGCAUGCGAUAUCCGUUCAAAAUCAGUGCCAAAGUUCGGAGUAAGAGCGGCGCACUGGAUAAGCGCACUCCCGAGAGUCUCAAGCUCUACUCACUGAUCACGAAGCCUACGAUGAAGAUUCCCUACUUGAAAAUGAUCCUCAAGGAAAAUCAAGCCGAGAAGAGUAUAGUCUAUGUCUCGACGCGAGCGGGUGUGGACUACUGGAAUUAUGUGCUCCCCAAGCUACUGGGUGUGGCCGUUUUCCCACUCCACGGUGACCACAAAUCCGCCAUUCGUACAAAGAACCUGCAGCGGUUCUGUGACGCAACAACUCCGGCAAUCCUUCUCACGACCGAUGUGCUCGCACGCGGAAUUGACAUACCGGAUAUCGAUCUCGUGGUACAGCUGGACCCGCCUUCACAGCCCAAGGACUUCAUCCACCGUUGCGGACGUUCUGGUCGAGCCGGGAAGCGAGGCAUGGCGGUGACUUUCCUCAACGAAGGAAGCGAGGAUGACUACGUUAAAUACCUCGAGCUACAAGGGACAAAGCUCGAACCCUAUCCAACGACGUUCAUUCCAUCGGACGACGAGAUCUCGGCAAGCAUUCGCGACAUCAGAACCGCGUUGAAAGCAAAGCGAGAAUGGCAUGAUCGUUCUCAAAAGGCCUUUGUCAGCUGGGUCCAAGCCUACACUAAAACACUCCCUGCCGACAUCUUUAAUGUACGGAAGAUUGACUGGCCAGAGGUUGGCAGAUCAUGGGGACUAUUACGCUGGCCAAAGAUGCCAGAGUUGAAAAAGUUCUACCCCGAGGCCAGAGAGAACCGAAGUUUGAAUCUGGACCUUCCUACAGACUUUGACCUUAGUAGCGUGGCGUACGCCGACAAAGUGAAGGAGGCCAGGCGUCGGGAAAUUUUGGACGCCUUCGCGCGCGGCGAGAAACCGAAACUUCCCACCAACAAGGGAGGCGCGGGUGCAGAUGCCAAGAGGAGGAAGGAGAGCGCGUGGAGCAGCCAAAAGGAGGCAAAGGCGAUCAAGGAGGCGAGGAGAGAGAAGAAGGAUGUGCGGCGAAAAGCUGAGACCAAGGCACACAUGAGCGAAGCUGACAAGUUGAAGGAGAGGGAGCUGGAGGAGUUGAUCGCCAAAGUCAAGGCGAAAAAUGCAGCAGAAGAGGGCGAUGACAGCUUCGAGGGGUUUGAUUAG